Molecule: messenger RNA, 647 nt
Organism: Baudoinia panamericana UAMH 10762
Lineage: Eukaryota; Fungi; Ascomycota; Dothideomycetes; Mycosphaerellales; Teratosphaeriaceae
Exons: 3
Coding region: 222-647 (141 amino acids)
Biological process (GO): endoplasmic reticulum to Golgi vesicle-mediated transport
Cellular component (GO): COPII-coated ER to Golgi transport vesicle; endoplasmic reticulum membrane
Source: RefSeq, a predicted model, not a curated record
CUUGCAAUAUUCGCUGUACCACUGCGUGCCUGCCUACUUCGACUGCCUCGCUUUUCCGAUACCUAGUCAAGAGUCUCCUUGUUUACUAGGCCCACAGGACCCGUUGCACCGUCUCCGUCCUACCGUGAUCCACCGCAUCCAGCCCACCCAUCCUCCAGCGCAACCGCACACAACCCAGUCUUGCCCGCGCCCGGCUUUGGGUGCGACACAAUACCGCAGACAUGAUGUCCGGCGAAGCAUGGCUGUUCCUCCUCGCCGUCCUCCUCAACGCCGUCAACCUCUUCCUACAAGUCUUCUUCACCAUCAUGUAUAGCGAUCUCGAAUGCGACUACAUCAACCCCAUCGACCUCUGCAACCGCCUCAACAUGUAUAUCAUUCCUGAGGCCGGUCUACACGCCUUCCUCUCCGUCCUCUUCCUCGUAAACGGCUACUGGCUGAGUUUCGUGUUGAACCUGCCCUUGUUGGCAUGGAAUGCGAAAAAGAUCUUCGACAACCAACAUCUCCUUGAUGCGACCGAGAUCUUCCGGAAGCUCAACAUCCAUAAGAGGGAAUCUUUCGUCAAGCUUGGUUUCCACCUGCUCAUGUUUUUCUACUAUCUCUACAGCAUGAUAGUCGCCCUGAUCAAGGACGAGGCUGGGCGAUCAUGA